This is a messenger RNA of Manis pentadactyla (Chinese pangolin), 1652 nucleotides long. It is a transcript of the gene CFAP161, whose product is annotated as cilia and flagella associated protein 161. Gene Ontology annotation, cellular component: motile cilium. Gene Ontology annotation, biological process: cilium assembly. The coding region runs from base 218 to 1057 and encodes 279 amino acids. The record is from RefSeq and is a predicted model, not a curated record. NCBI's taxonomy places the organism in Eukaryota, Metazoa, Chordata, Mammalia, Pholidota, Manidae. The transcript has 7 exons.
CGCCCCGCACACGCCCAGCAUCCCGAAAUCCCCUCGGGACGCGGGGGAAUCGCACCUGCUGCCCAGCAGCCCCGGCCUCACGCCCUCCCACCCUUUCCGCGGGUCCCUCGGCCCCUGACUCCGGGCCUCCACUCUCCAGCCCCCGCUCCCCGUGCGUCCCGCUGGGGUUGCCGCCCAGUGAGGAGGCACCUGGCAGAAACACUAUUUUCAGGAGCUCAUGAAAGACUUCCUAGAGAAGAGAGAUAAGGGCCAGCUUCUCAUACAGAGGAGCAGGAGACUGAAAGAGAAUCUUCUGAGACAGAUGCAGCUUUCCGUAUCCCAAGAUGGGUACAUUCACUUUGGCGACAAAGUGAUGCUGGUGAAUCCCGACCAUCCUGAGGUAGAAACUGACCUGUUUCUGCGUGGGGACCUGAGCCUAAGUGUGACUCCAGAUGAGAUCAAAGCUCUUCUAAGCGAUGAAUUAGAGGGGCCCUGUGGCCUGAGCAUGGCUCCAGCCAAGAUCCCACUGGGCAGAAACACUUUUGUCAUUUUGAGUGUAGACAGAGAUGCUGAUGGUCAAGUCCUUCGAUUCGGGCAGAACUUCCGCCUUGGGAUAACAGGAGGCUUUGAGGACAAAAUGUUAUAUUUAUCAAGCGACCACAGGACCCUCCUGAAAUCGUCUAAGAGGUCCCGGCUCCAGGAAGUGUACCUGACGGAUGAGAUCUCCUACCUGAACUGCUGGCAGGCUGCCUACCUGGACCCGCAGCUGCGCCUGGAAUACGAGGGCUUCCCUGUUCCGGCAAAUGCCAAAGUCCUUGUCACUCACUGCUGCACGAACCGGGGCCUGGCGGCCCACCGGCACCUUCUCUUAGGGACCUACUUUGGAAAAGAGGCUGAGGUCGUUGCUCACACACACCUGGAUUCACACAGAGCCGAAAAGGCCAGGAACCACUGGAUGCUCGUGACUGGGAAUCCUAGGAAAGACUCAUCCACCGUGUUGGACCUGCCCAAGCCUCCAGCCCAGGACACCCAGGCCCUGGAGCAGGCAGCGGACCCGGGGUGCAGUAACCCGCCGUAAAAUGGAGCUUUACGGGGGAUCAACAAUCUUGGUCAGGCCUCAAGCUAUUUUUAAGUACAGCAUAGAGCUUUCUGAAUACUACAUUGAAACAGAGACUAUUAAAUUAGUAGUGGGGGUCUAGGACACAGAAAAAACCUAGCUCUGGGGAAUAGUUCCUAAUGAGUGAAGGUGACAGGUGAUAUUCCUCUGUUGAUUGUGGAUCCUCUAUUUAGACUCUAGGGGGCAGCAGCCUCUCCAAGGAUGAUGGAUGAGGUGCGACAUUUUUGCUGUGUCUAUGCCUGUGCAAUAAAACUAUGCUGAAUCUUUGGAACCAACUUCUUACCCCGACUCUGUACAAUGUACUAAGAAAUGCACGGUGUGUAGCUGUGAGCUGUGGCCUUACUUUGGAGUUAAAUGUUUUCCCCUUGUAUUUUCGUUUCUACCUCUGGCUUGGGGGUGCGGGUGGGAAGGGUGUAUCUCUACCUGACCAGUCACAGUAUUUCAUAAUGAUUUUUGAGCCACAGAACCUCUGUAUUUCUAUCUUAUCUUUGAAACUGGCACAUUAGUUGUUCCAUGUGAUCAGGAAAUUUCUGAAAAAUAAACGUGUCCCUCCAUG